AUGGACGACCAGUACCAGAACCAGCAGCCACCGCAGGAGGGUGAGACGUGGGGCGAGGGCCAGGGCCAGGGCCAGGCUGAUGGCUAUGGGUACCAGGCGGACUACCCAGCCCAGGAGGAGGAUGCCCGCAGUGACGACACGGAGGGGGCGGACGACGAGGAGCAGAUGUACGAGGGAGAGUACCAGGGCGUGCCGCACCCCGACGAGAUCAAGGCCGCGCGACGGGCAGCCAGGGCGGAGGCACGGCGGAAGGCAGAGUUGGAGGCGGAAGAAGAGCAGCUACCAGAGCAGUAUGAAACCAUCAUGGAGGACUGUGGCCAUGGGCGUUUCCAGUGGCAGCUGUUCAUCGUGCUGGGCCUGGCGCUCAUGGCCGAGGGCGUUGAGUGCUUCGUGGUCGGAUUCGUCCUGCCCAGCGCCGAGAAGGACAUGUGCCUCUCCAACGCAGACAAGGGAAUGCUGGGUCUGCUGGUGUACAUUGGGAUGAUGCUGGGGUCGCUGGUGUGGGGCGGGCUGGCGGAUAAGAUUGGCCGUAAGCAGUGCCUGCUGUACGCCCUGGCCAUCAGCACGAUAUUCUCCUUCCUGUCCUCCUUCGCCCAGGGAUACGGCUCCUUCCUCUUCUUCAGGAUCUGCGCCGGCAUCGGCAUUGGUGGAAUCGUGCCAAUCGUGUACACCUACUACUCUGAGUUUCUGCAGAUGGAUAAGCGAGGAGAGCAUCUCAGCUGGCUCUGCAUGUUCUGGAUGUUUGGAGGCCUUUACGCCUCCUUUUGUGCCUGGGGAGUCAUUCCCCACUAUGGCUGGGGCUUCAGCAUGGGUUCAGAGUUCCAGGUCCACACGUGGAGAAUUUACGUGCUGGUUACCCUCCUGCCCUCUCUCGUGGCCCUGGCCGGCCUGUUCUUCAUGCCCGAGAGCCCACGAUACCUCCUGGAGGUGGCGCGUCAUGACGAGGCCUGGAUGAUCCUGAGGAACAUGCACGAUACCAACUGGAGGCACAAGGGGGAGCCGGAACGAGUAUUCACUGUGUCGCAAAUCAAGACUCCCCAGACGCAGGACGACGAGUUCAUCGAGAUCCAGAGUGAGACCGGCACCGCCUUCCAGAGGUUCACCGUCCGACAGAUGACACUCGUCAAGCAGGUGAUGAAGAACAUGAUGUCUUUGACGUCUCCUGAGCUACGGCUAACUGGCCUCUUCCUAGCCAUCAUUUGGUUCACCCUGUCUUUCAGCUACUCUGGCCUGUCGGUUUGGUUUCCUGACAUGGUGAAGAUGAUGCAGUUUGAGGAGUACGAGUCCAAGACUAAGGUCUUCCACCGGGAGAAGGUCGAGCGCUUCCACUUCAACUUCACCCUGGCCAACCAGCUUCACAAGGAGGGAGAAUACAUCCACGACAGGUUCUCCAAUAUUGAGCUGAAGGGGGUGAAGUUUGAGGACUCUCUGUUUGAGAACUGCUACUUUGAGGACGUCAGAUCCACUGAAACUUUCUUCGAGAACUGCACAAUCAAGAACACUGUUUUCUACAACACGGACUUGUGGAAGGAGAAGUUUAUCGACUGCCGCAUGGAGAACAACACGUUCCUCCACCCUAAGAAGGGCUGCCAUCUGAACUUUGAGGAGGAGAACGACAUCCUCAUCUACAUGGUCAGCUUCCUGGGCAGCCUCUCCGUGUUGCCAGGCAACAUCGUCUCCGCGCUCUUCAUGGACCGAUUCGGCAGGAUAAAAGUUAUAGGUGGCUCCAUGUUAGCGUCGGCGGGCUGUUGUGUGUUCCUCUUCGUGGCCCUGAACCAGGCCUCGCUCAUCUUCUUCCAGUGCCUCUUCUACACGCUCUGCGUGGCCGCCUGGAACAGCCUGGAGGUCAUCACGGUGGAGCUGUACCCCUCCGCCAAGAGGUGUACGGCGUUUGGCAUUCUGAACGGCCUGAGCAAGUUCGCGGCCAUCAUCAGCAGCUUCAUCUUCGGGAAGUUCGUCUACAUCACCCGCUUCAUCCCCAUCAUCCUCUCCCUCGCCGCGCUCGUCUGCGGAGGACUCCUCUCGCAGAAGAUCCCGGAAACAAAGGAGUUCAUCUUGCAGUGA
Molecule: messenger RNA, 2064 nt
Organism: Engraulis encrasicolus (European anchovy)
Lineage: Eukaryota; Metazoa; Chordata; Actinopteri; Clupeiformes; Engraulidae
Gene: sv2ba
Product: synaptic vesicle glycoprotein 2Ba
Exons: 13
Coding region: 1-2064 (687 amino acids)
Biological process (GO): transmembrane transport; chemical synaptic transmission
Cellular component (GO): neuron projection; synaptic vesicle membrane
Molecular function (GO): transmembrane transporter activity
Source: RefSeq, a predicted model, not a curated record